UUAGGGUUGGUUCGAUAGACUUUUUCUACACACUACUACAAACUUAUAAGUGAUCUAGGAGAAAAAAGAUGGCAAUGAAAUCUGUCGUUUCACGCCCUGGACUCCGUCGUUUAAUGGAAACCAGCAGCGUAGCUCAGCGAUCAUCCAUUUCAGGCCUUCGCUAUUUCAGUGACGGCAAAGGUCGUGUCCUCGGCGAAGAAGAACGUGCUCAAGAGACCAUUUAUAUUCAGAAAAUGGAAAGGGAGAGGUUGGAGAAGGCAAAGCAGAAGGCAGAGCGAGAGAAAGCUGAGAAAGAGAAGGCUGAUAAGCAGAAGGCUGAAGAAGAGGGUCACAAGAGCUGAAGUCUAGGUUCGCCUGAACUGACUUGUCAAAACUCUUGCUUUCAAGUACCUUUGACAAAUAAACGGAUAACGACUCUGUGUUGCUCUUGAUAAUGCUCGUGCUUGUACAAAGUAUUUCGGUAGUUUGUUGUUAUCCUCCAUGCUUGUCAUCCUUGAAGUUUUCUCUGUGGCUGUAAAACACGCGUUGUUCAAGAAUCAAUAUCAUCUUGAUUUUGACCAGUUUGGUUA
Nicotiana tabacum (common tobacco) is the source of this 569-nucleotide messenger RNA. RefSeq lists its product as uncharacterized. Gene Ontology annotation, cellular component: respiratory chain complex I. Lineage: Eukaryota; Viridiplantae; Streptophyta; Magnoliopsida; Solanales; Solanaceae. The record is from RefSeq and is a predicted model, not a curated record.